Drosophila serrata is the source of this 2716-nucleotide messenger RNA. RefSeq names its product spermine oxidase. The record is from RefSeq and is a predicted model, not a curated record. Lineage: Eukaryota; Metazoa; Arthropoda; Insecta; Diptera; Drosophilidae. Gene Ontology annotation, molecular function: polyamine oxidase activity.
CUGCCUAACUAAAACAAAAAAGUAGACUUUUUCCUUAACAAUUGAAAAUCCUUUUAAGAUUUAUAUUUCAAAUUUUACACGUGUAUAAAACAGUUUUACACGAAUACUCGCCUCAUACAUGGGGUAAAAUGAGCCAUAUUGGGGUAGAGCAAUCAUACUUGCCGUAGUUUUGGCUUUAAUUAAGUCGACAAAAUUAUAAUCUUCGCAACACAUAAAUUUUAAGUGUUACCACGCCAUGUUGCCAGAUUAUACGCAGAAGUACACUGGCCAGCUGAUAUUUUUGCUUUUACUUCAAAAAGUCCUGCAGCCCUGCGGAAAUCAGCUGAUGGAAAACGUUUUGCCUUAAGUUUAUAUAAAUAAAAUUUUUUUUUUCAGUUUAAAAACAUUGUCAGCUAUUUUCAAUUAGUAUUCCAAACUAUGCAUUUUACCAACAAGGCAACUACAAGUGGCACAUUCAAUCAGCUGUUUGUUUUUUCGCUCUCCAAUCGGCAAAACGGCUGUCAAAUAAACGUCAAAACAGUCGCGACUCAGAGAAAAAGUGGAAGAAAAUGAGGCGUGAAAAGCUUUAACAACGAAAACAUAAAUAAACAGAAGGGAACGAAAAUCUAUCUCGCAUAUGCUCAUAAGAAGAGUUGUGUAGCAAUGGGUGAUAAGGAGGAGCCCACCACACCCGCGCCAUCGCCCACGGAGGAGGGAUUGUCGGACAUUACGGCCGCUGGAGCGAUCAGCGGGGUCAGAGGUGGCGCCAUCGUUGACGGAGGGGCCGGUGACCCACUCCUGAACAAUACCAACGUAAAGAUUGUGAUCAUUGGAGCCGGCAUGGCAGGCCUAUCCGCUGCGAAUCAUCUCCUGCAGAACGGGUGCGACGACUUCCUCAUCUUGGAGGCACGGGGCCGGGUGGGCGGACGGAUUGUGUCCAUACCGCUCAGCAACAAUCAGAAGAUCGAGCUGGGAGCCAAUUGGAUACACGGCGUCUUGGGUAAUCCUAUCUUUGAGCUGGCCGUGCAACAUGGUCUAGUCAGCGUUGUUAACGUUCCCAAACCCCACAAAGUGGUGGCCACAACGGAGGAUGGGCACCAGGUGCCAUUCAGUGUGCUGCAGGAGAUAUACGAGGCGUACGUCUGUUUCUUGAGGCGCUGCGACGAGUACUUUCUCUGCCAGUACAGCCCUCCGCCGGACAUUCACAGCGUGGGCGAGCACAUUAACUAUGAGAUAGAGAUCUUUCUAAGCGCCGUGCCGGAUCCCAAAGAGAAGCGUCUGAAGCAGUCCAUUUUUAACUGCCUACUCAAGCGCGAGACCUGCAUCACCGGCUGCAACAACAUGGACGAAGUGGAUCUGCUCGAGCUGGGCAGUUACACGGAGCUACAGGGAGGCAACAUUGUACUGCCCUCCGGAUAUAGCUCCAUCCUGCGUCCUCUGAGCGCCCAGAUACAGAAGCAGUCGAUUUUUACCAAAUGUCCGGUGAAGAAGAUACACUGGAAGCGGAAAAAGACGUUCACCGGACUGGAGACGGUCGACGAGCACUCAGAGGACGAGCACUCUGACGAUUCAGAACGGACGGUGACUGAAGUUCCCACGGGCGGACUUCGGGGCGAAUCCGUGGAGUCGAACUCCAGCAGCAAUUGUGAUUAUCCAGCUGGCAAUGUGCGUGUAGACUGUGAGGACGGCCGUGUGUUUCACGCUGCACACGUGAUAUGUACGAUUCCUCUCGGCGUGCUAAAGUCCACACACCGCUCUCUAUUUGAUCCGGAGUUACCGCAAUACAAGCAGGAGUCCAUUGAGAAUCUCAUGUUCGGUACUGUCGACAAGAUCUUUUUGGAGUACGAGCGGCCGUUCCUUAGUGCCGAUAUAUCAGAAAUUAUGUUGUUGUGGGACGACGACAAGCGGGACAUGAAUAGCAGCGAGGAGGAGCUGGCCAGCGAGGAGUACCUUAGCAAGAACUGGUUCAAGAAGAUCUACUCGUUCGCCAAGAUAACAGAUACGCUGCUCCUGGCUUGGGUCUCCGGACGGGAGGCGGAGUAUAUGGAGAAGCUGUCUCAAGAGGUGGUGGCGGAGAAGUGUACAGAGAUUCUUCGAAAUUUUCUACAGGAUCCCUACGUUCCCAAGCCAAAGCGAUGUGUGUGCACUAGUUGGAAGUCUCAAGACUUUACGGGCGGAGCGUACACCUCGAUACCUGUGGGUGCCACCCAGGAGGAUAUUGAGAAUCUGGCUCAACCCCUGUAUGCCACUCCUCAGGCCACAAAACCCGCCAUUGUGUUUGCCGGAGAGCAUACGCAUUCCAGUUUCUACUCCACAGUGCACGGCGCUUACCUAAGCGGCCGGACGGCUGCCCAGCAUUUGCUGGCUAGCGAAGAACCGGAUGAGAUUAUAAUGGAGUCGGACGGCAGCGAUCUAAGCGCGUGGAUACAGGGCAUAGCCCUGGACUGAGCCCAAGCAAAUCAACGACAACUCAUCAUUUUUGUAUUAUAAUUUAUUUGCUUUUACAUUUACGUUUACACGUUUCAAACGCUUUACAGCGAGUGAUAUUUAAUUUAAUCAAGUGUAAUAUAUAUAUAUAUAUCAAUUUUGCGAUAAUAGUAGACCGAUUUAACUAAUUUUUGUCUUAAAUCACUUGUACAAUUAUUAUUUUAUGUUGUAGAUGCCAUUAUUGUAUAAUUUGUUUGGAGCCUCAGCUCGUAAAAUACAAUACUACUAAUAAAUGUUACAAUAUAGCUGA